CCGGAAGUGGUCGCGCUCCGGGGUUCUGUGGGCGGAAGGCGGCUACGGGUUGGUGUCUGGGAGUGAGAGCGCCUUGCUAGGAUGAACGCCCCUCCGGCCUUCGAGUCGUUCUUGCUCUUCGAGGGCGAGAAGAAAAUCACCAUUAACAAGGACACCAAGGUGCCCAACGCUUGCUUGUUCACCAUCAACAAAGAAGACCACACUCUGGGGAACAUCAUUAAAUCGCAGCUGUUGAAGGACCCGCAGGUGCUGUUUGCCGGCUACAAAGUCCCUCACCCCUUGGAGCACAAGAUCAUCAUUCGUGUGCAGACCACCCCAGACUACAGCCCCCAGGAGGCUUUCACCAAUGCCAUCACAGACCUCAUCAGCGAGCUCUCCCUCCUGGAGGAGCGAUUCCGGGUGGCCAUCAAGGACAAGCAAGAAGGAAUUGAGUAGCAGCUGAAAGAAGCUCAGCGGCUGUAAGGCUGGUGCGUGCAUCUGCCCUUCUCCGUCCACCAUAAUGGCGACAGCCACUCUCAGCUCUCCAGCUGGGCACAGGACACUGUCCCAUUCUGUACAUAGACUGUUAUUUUCCUAAUAAAGUACAGCAAAAGAGGG
This is a messenger RNA of Rattus rattus (black rat), 597 nucleotides long. It is a transcript of the gene Polr2j, whose product is annotated as RNA polymerase II subunit J. Bases 82 to 435 code for a protein of 117 amino acids. The transcript is spliced from 4 exons. NCBI's taxonomy places the organism in Eukaryota, Metazoa, Chordata, Mammalia, Rodentia, Muridae. The record is from RefSeq and is a predicted model, not a curated record. Gene Ontology annotation, cellular component: RNA polymerase II, core complex. Gene Ontology annotation, molecular function: DNA binding; protein dimerization activity. Gene Ontology annotation, biological process: transcription by RNA polymerase II.